Messenger RNA from Clonostachys byssicola, 933 nucleotides. Lineage: Eukaryota; Fungi; Ascomycota; Sordariomycetes; Hypocreales; Bionectriaceae. The record is from the annotation of a GenBank genome assembly.
AUGCUGCCGUCAACAUACAUUCGGGUUACUGUUGCCCGUGCCAUCGUGCUUUGCUUCGCCUUCGAAGCCGUUGUUGCUGAUCCUACUCUCCAAGGCUUGGCCGCGACAACUUCUUCGAAAAGCACGGCUACUAAAAGCACUGCUACGAAGAGCACUGCGAGUGCAACUCCAACUAUUUGCUCUACCAGCGAAAUAGAAAGAAUGGACCUCUCCAACUGCAGAUGCCAAGAAAAAGUAUCAGGCUGCCAAGCAGGUGUUGUGUGUGAGGCAGUAUGCGGCUUGCCCGUUACAAAGCCCAAAGACGUUCUUCACUGCGACAGAGGCUGCACAGACGACCAGAACAACUGUGAGGGCUGCGGUAUUUGGUUCCAUUCUCUCUGCAACUGUCUCAAGAACCCGGUCAAAUGUCCGCACACUGGAACCAUUAAGAAAGAUAGCCAGGAUGAUGUCUGGGCACUGAUCACCAACGGAACAAACGACGACCUAAUCACCAAUACGAAAAUUAUCCCAAGCAUUGAGGAGUUAACAGCUCAGGAGGGCAACGUUGGCUGGGACUUUGCCCAGAGUUUCCCGGCCGACGUCGGCUUUCACAACUACUCGGCCACAGCAUUGGCCUUGAACUCUUGGCGCGCAAGGACACACAUGCAGAUUCACAUCCAUCUCUGCGACAAGAAUAUGACUACCUACACGCAUCUGUCGACAGCCAAGGAACUUCCUGCUACGCCCGGUACAUCUGACUAUCGCCUAAAGCAACUCGACACUGACCCCGACCUCUACUGCAUCUCAGUGCCAAAGAAUGGGCCUAUCCAGAAAUUCGAUUGCACCAGACGAGUUGGCGCAGGCAUUAUGCACGACAAGCGUGGGAAUACUUGGGGAUGUGCAACCUAUAAUUCAGCAGGUGGUGUGGCCAAGUUUUGCAGCACAGGCUCUUGA